AUGCUUUACCUGUACGUCUUGAUGAUGGUGAUGAUGAUGUUGGACACUCUCGCGGCCACCACAGAGGACUGGAAGGACCCCCAUGAUGUUCUCAUCAAUCCACGAGGACAGAAAGUCUGCUUGCAACAAUGUGGAACCCCGAAGUUGCUUUGCCCGGAAGCAUUUUUUCUUGACCACAGUGGUUCCUGCUUCCGUUGUUGCAGCAUUUGGAAUGAGACGGUGAUUAGGAUCGAUUGCAAGGAUAGCUAUUCAGCGGCAGCUUCAAUGCCCAAGUCGAUAAGCAGCUGGCUGGGCAAUGCGACAACUACCUCGAUGAGUAAUGCGACCAUCAGUUCUCCAGCUCGUAUGACCGAAGUACAUCGCCACAGCAACAUUACGAGCGAACAUCAACUAGCCCCAAGCCGAUUGCAUGGACAAACCUCCUUGCGAGACAAAGAUUCGAAUCAAUACCAAUUGAAACUCCGACACCGGUCAAACUGUAUUCUGCUAUGGGCUUGUCUCGUCCUCCACAAUCUCCAGACAACUGCAAAGCCGCUCGCACGUUCGAUCUUUGAAGGAAAGGGGACCUGA
Molecule: messenger RNA, 570 nt
Organism: Plenodomus lingam JN3
Lineage: Eukaryota; Fungi; Ascomycota; Dothideomycetes; Pleosporales; Leptosphaeriaceae
Source: RefSeq, a predicted model, not a curated record